AAACACAAUAACUGAAAACGUAACCCCAGGAUCUGAUAGGAAAUUGUAUCUGUUUUUCUUGUCUAUUUGUGUAACUAAAAAAAUAUUGUACAUUCGUAAUAUCCUGACGAUACAGUAUUCGUCAUUUUGCUAUCAUUCGUGUCGGCCAAAAUAGAAACAAGGCUAGUAAAUGCUCUUCUCUCAAUAAUUAAAAAUAUAAAAAGAGCCGUCCUGUUUAUAAGAGAAAAAAGUUAAUUUAACUAUUAAUUAAAUUUAUUUGUUUAAAAAAGCAAUUAUGCAUUAAAAAUAAAGAGCAAUUUACUUCAUAGUGAUAAAAAGGGAAAUAUUUCCUAAGUAAAUUAAAUAAAACGUCAGAAGAAAAGUUUUUUUUUGGAAAAAAAAUUACAGGAAAAUUUUGUGAUUUGUUGUGUUUUCAAGUGAUAAAAAUCGUGUGUAUAAAUUAAAACAAUUAAAAUUUUUGUGUACAUUUAAGAAAUACAAUUUUAAUGUUAAAUGUUUAAUUUUAAAAGCUUUUGCUUGUUAUUAAUGAAUUAAGGCGUCGAAUAACGGGAAAAUUUUUGUGUAAAUAAUGUCUAAAGUUUUAUUGCCACAAAAGGCACAACUAAAACAACAACAACAACAAAAGCAGAAAAAUUCUACAACUACAAAACCCAAAAUAAUGAUGGCUUCAUCAACACAAAUAAAACUUUCCAAAGAAAAACAAAAUCUGCAAAAUUUUACCACACCCAAACAAACCAACAGCGAAAAGUUUCCACAGCCGGCCUCGCCGACGGCCACUAUUGACUUUGAUGAUUUCACCUCCAGCAGCAGUAUUAUGGAAUUUCUUAAACAAGAACAGAAAUGUGGAGGCCCAGGCGAGUUAAGCAAUGGCCACGACAGUGAUAUUGAUGCUGAAAGUAUUUUUCAAGAAGUUUCUCGUUUGGCGGACAACUCUGAUACACGUAGUGUUGAUGAAUUGUUGCGUGAGGCGGAAAUGCUGCUGCAGCAUCAUCAUUUUAUGGAUAAUUUUGCACAAAAUUCCAAAAAGAAAAACUCUAAACCGGCACAGGCCUUAAAGACCCAAACGCAGUCAACCAUACAAAUGAAUUCGAAAUAUACCAAGAGUAUUGAGAAUGUUAAGCCUCCUAAUAUGAUAAACAAAUUAAUGAAUGGCUAUGUAGCUCCCUUAAACCAAAAAGAGAUCUCUAAGACAGUAUACACCCCCGAAACUCCCACCCCUACAAAUACCUUAUCAACUGGCAGUAAUAAUAAUACUUUUAAUGCUUUUGUUGAUAAUUUACCCUCGGAAUCGGUUUUGUCGGAAGAAAGUGUGCCUCUGGAGUUGCAAGCCAAUACUACGGCCUCGGCGAAAUCUUCGUCGUCCAGUAAUAACACCACCGGCAAGGAUAUUACCACUAAACAAAUGGAUGGUGAUGAUACUGAUGAUGGCACUGAUACGAUUGAAGAGAUUACCGAGGCAAUGGAAACCAUAGAGUUAAUUGUGCAUGAUAACGAUGAAGAAGAUGAUGACGAUGUGGUCGAUGGUGUUCAUAAUGAUGAUGAUGAUGAUUAUAAUAAAGUUGCGAGAAAUGAAAUCUUAACAUUGGCAUUAGCUACUAAUGAUUCAAUUAAUUUGUCAAAUUCCACAUACUCAUCGUUGUCAUCAAUAAUCUCAGCACGUACGAAUUUAGUGCAACAUCAACAACAUGACUAUGGACUUGGUAGACGUCCCAGUUGUGAUGUUGCUAUGACAAAUAACAGCAAUAAUACCUCAAUAUUGAAGCAACAACAGCAACAACCGCUACAAAUCGCACAAAAUCAAACUGUCUCAUCACCCAAUCUUUUGGCAAGUCCACUUUUACGUUUGGCAAACAAUGCACCACCCGAACGCUGUAAUUCCGGUAGUUAUCUUGGGCGCCGAUCAUCGAUGACUACACCCGAUAGUGGUGUUAGCAGCCAAACCUAUAUGAUCACUACUACUACCGCCAGCACCAUAACCCCCACUCAUAGCGCUGUCACACCACAACCAACCUCACCUCCAACAGUUAAAUCAAUUGGCAUUGGUACGACAACACGUACGUACUGUGACAAAUCAGUCAAUUCUUCGCCCAUACAUGUUGUCUCCACACUCACGUCCCCCAUUGAUACACACAAUUCCAUGAUAUCCAUAACACGCGAACAUGCUCUUAAGCAGGAAAUCGAACAAUUGCAAGAGCGUCUUAAAGAUACAGAAGAACGUUUAGAAUCAUUUCGUAUACAACAUGAUACGGUCUCGCAAUUGCAUCGUAAACUAAGAGAGAGUAAUACUCAGCUGCAGGAGGAAUCGGAGAUGUUAAAGCUAGAUGUCCAACAUCUCAAUGAAUGUGCAAAUGUUUUAAGAACCGAACUGCAGGCAGCACGUCAUGAUCGUGAUGAGGCUUUGGAUUUGCAGAUGGUUUUGCAAAAUGAAUUAGAAGAAACAAGAGCUGAAAAGAAACGAGCUCAAGAGCAAAAGGAGCGUGAUGCUAAAACUAUACAAGACUUGCAGAGGCAAUGUAGGGAAAUGGAAAGGAUAUUAAUGCGCAAACAUCCAGAUUCGGUGUCAGCUUUAAUAGUGGCUUCCAAAGCCGGGGGUGGUUCGCACAAUGAUCAAGAGAAUCAUGGAAGUCGUAAGUUAUUGGAACAGCGCAUAGCUCAAUUAGAAUCAGAUGCCAAAGAACAAGACUUAAAAGCUCAACAAAUACUUGCCAAUGUACAAGCACGUUUUAAUUCGGUACAAGCUAAAUAUGAGACACAUAUAGCCGAUUUAGAAACACAAGUUUUAAGUCUCCAGGAAAUUAAUACCAAACUUAAUGAAAAAAUUGAGUCACAAGUACGCACUUUGGAUUAUUUCGUUUCUAAAAAAGCUGAACGGUACUACAACAAUUGCACACAAACCGAAGAACCCUAUAUAAUCCCUAUACCAGUUCCUGCUCCCGCCCCAGCUCCCUUAGUUCUAGCCGCAGAACCGAAACAUUCACGCACCCACAAUCGUAAAACGAUUAGUACACAAACUAUUUCGGCUACUCGAGAAAGUGGUACCAAUACUAUUGGAACUUCUAGUCAACAUUCGGCCAGUUCCAGUACUAGUAGUACUGCCAACUCGACACCGAACAAUUCACGACCAAAUUCAAAACAGAGUGGUAUACGUAAACCCAUGGCUACGGCCAGUUCUUUGACCUCUGCUGUAGCUUCUAAAUUACCAAUUUCACAAUCAGAUUCUACUAUUUCCUUAUCGGCAGCACAGGCUGCUGCCAGCGCUAAAGAAGAUGCUCAUCUCUUGGCUACUAUACGUGGUAUGCGUGUAGAUUUGGCUAUUAAGAAUAAAGCUUUACAGCGUUUGACACGUGAGCUGGAUGAGUGUAAAAAGACAAUAAGAAAGAUACAAAAGGAAAAAGAAGCUUUCAAAUAUGAAAGAAGUCACAGCACUGCCGCAUCUAGCAGCUCUUCUAAAUAUAAUGUAGAACAUAUGCCGGCUAGCACAGAAUCUCAAGCUCUGAAGGAGGCUCAAAAUAAAUACAAACUAUUAGAAGCCGAUUACAAGUCAUUGCAUGAAAAACGUUUACAAGAUUUAAAAACCCUACAGACUGCCCAUGAACGUGAACUCGCUACAUGUCACGAAACCGUACGCAUUUUACAGCAGCGUCUCAACGAACGUGAUGAACAGUUUGCUUUGCAAAAACGUCGUAAAGUACCCGUUGAUUAUUACGCCUUAAAAGCGAAGGUUUCUUCACUGGAAAGACGCCACACAGAACGUGAAGAACGUUUGCACAUGCUGGUCGAGGCUCUCAGUAAAGGACGUCUUAAUGGUGCUUUAGAUGAUCUGCUGGCCGAUAAUAAUAAUCAAUGAGAUUCAUUGGAAAAUCAAAAAUUAACACAACGUUGAUGAAUAAUAUAAAUUUAUUUUGCAUAUGAUAUGAAAACCUUUAUUUGUAUGGAUUACAAAAUUGUAUAUCUAUGAUUAUGAUGAUAAAAUAAAAAUUAUUAAGCUGGGUUUUUGCUAGCAAUGUUAUUAAAAAAUUGGAAAUUGCUGACCAAUUAAAGCUGAAAAAAAGUUAAAGUUUUAUUCAAAAUUAAAAUUGUUACA
Messenger RNA from Lucilia cuprina (Australian sheep blowfly), 4084 nucleotides. Its product is annotated as E3 ubiquitin-protein ligase lubel. The record is from RefSeq and is a predicted model, not a curated record. NCBI's taxonomy places the organism in Eukaryota, Metazoa, Arthropoda, Insecta, Diptera, Calliphoridae. Bases 569 to 3847 code for a protein of 1092 amino acids. Gene Ontology annotation, biological process: cilium assembly. The transcript has 7 exons. Gene Ontology annotation, cellular component: centriole; axonemal microtubule; centrosome.